GUAUCCCACGUGUCCUAUAUCGUAUUGCAGCAAUGGCGGAAGAGGUUUCCUGUUUGAAGUCACGACUUAUGGAAAAAGAAAAAGAGAUAGUUGCAUUGAAGGAUAAACUGGCACAAUUAGAAAAGAGAUGUUUGACAGGUCUGCAGCUGCAGGAGAAAGUGACAACACUUCCACCUCUGAAACCCAAGGCAGCCCUGUCCAAUGAAGACAUCAUGCGCUACAGCAGACAGCUUCUACUGCCAGAGCUGGGUGUACAAGGUCAGCUGAACCUCUCCCAGACAUCAGUGCUGGUUGUAGGGUGUGGAGGACUAGGCUGCCCCCUGGCACAGUAUCUAGCAGCAGCAGGAAUCGGGCGUGUGGGUCUGCUGGACCAUGACCAAGUGGAGCUGAGUAAUCUGCACAGACAGGUACUCCAUGGAGAGGACAGCCAGGGCCAGCCCAAGGCCCAGUCUGCUGCCCACGCUGUCAGAAGGUUGAACUCCACAGUAGAAUGCAUUCCCUACCACCUCCAGCUCUCUCCAGAGAACGCCUUACAGCUCAUCCAACAGUACAACAUUGUGGCUGACUGUUCGGACAAUGUUCCCACCCGCUAUCUGGUGAAUGAUGCCUGUGUCCUCAGUGGCAAGCCCCUAGUAUCUGCCAGUGCCCUGAGAAUGGAGGGCCAGUUGACAGUGUAUAACUACCGUGGAGGCCCCUGCUACAGGUGUCUGUACCCAAAGCCUCCACCCCCGGAGACGGUGACCAACUGCUCUGACGGAGGGGUCCUAGGAGUAGUGCCAGGGAUCAUGGGAUGCUUCCAAGCGUUGGAGGUCCUGAAGAUUGCCUCAGGACAGGGCUCUUCCUGUGGCCAACAGCUAUUGAUGUUUGACGCCCAGGAUGUCAAGUUCCGGUCCAUCAGGCUGCGCCCCAAGCAGGCCAGCUGUGCUGUGUGUGGAGAGAACCCCACUGUCACACACUUAGUGGACUAUGAGAAGUUCUGUGGGUCUGCUGCCACAGAUAAGUGUCGAAGACUAAACCUUCUCUCCAAAGACCAGAGGGUAUCAGUGCAGGAGUAUAAAUCUAUAAUGGACCACACGGCUGCUCAUCUCCUGCUGGACGUACGCCCUCUAGUGGAGGUGGAUAUAUGUCACCUGCCCACCUCCCUUAACAUUCCUCUCUCCAGUUUAGAGAACAGGAACAGUGAACACAUCCAUGUGCUGAAGGAGAGAAUUGGCCAAGUGAAAGAGCAGAUGUCGAGUGAAUCCCAGGUCCCAGUUUAUGUGAUCUGUAAGCUGGGUAAUGACUCCCAGAAGGCAGUUCAAGUCUUGGAGAGAAUGUCAGGCUCUGAGGUGGACUGUGUCACUGCAAAGGACAUCUGUGGGGGACUAAUGGCCUGGGCCCAGAAAAUAGACCCCUCUUUCCCUCAGUAUUGACUCAACGUCACAGGUUCUGCACUGUGGUUUCAUAACUUAAAUGUAUGUAAUCAUGACGACAGUUUUUCUGCCUUAACUUGUUUUAUGUAUGCUGGUUGCAUUGGGUAUCGCUUACCUGGCAGACAAUUCUUAGAUUAAUUAGUUACAUCUCACUGGUGAAAAGUGAAAGAAAUAGUCAGUUAUCAACUGUUCAUGUUUUCGAGAUUGUGUUUUAAAUGGCAAAUAAAAUGUUGUACAAG
Messenger RNA from Coregonus clupeaformis (lake whitefish), 1651 nucleotides. Its product is annotated as adenylyltransferase and sulfurtransferase MOCS3. The transcript is spliced from 13 exons. NCBI's taxonomy places the organism in Eukaryota, Metazoa, Chordata, Actinopteri, Salmoniformes, Salmonidae. The record is from RefSeq and is a predicted model, not a curated record. Gene Ontology annotation, cellular component: cytosol; cytoplasm. Gene Ontology annotation, molecular function: thiosulfate-cyanide sulfurtransferase activity; URM1 activating enzyme activity; adenylyltransferase activity. Bases 33 to 1412 code for a protein of 459 amino acids. Gene Ontology annotation, biological process: tRNA wobble position uridine thiolation; protein urmylation.